UCCAGGGUCAGAGUCGGUUUCCAGUGAGGCGAGAAAUCUGACCAGUGUGUCAUCGACCGACUCAAUCCGCCGCCGCGUUUUUAAUCAAAAUUCUUGUUAAAACUAAAAUGAAAUAUCUGCUAAGCCGCAUCUAGCUCUCUAUCUCCUUAGCACAUGGCGUUUCAGAUGAGUUCUUCCCUGCUCAUAGUCCUCUUCGUCUCGGCUUUGCCUUUACUGUGCUUAUCUUCUUCAUCGAACAAUUUGUUUUCUCUGUUCGUGGAGAAUCCAGAACAUGUCAUCAAAUCAAGAAAUGGCAAUUUCACUGCUGGGUUCUAUGACGUGGGUGAGAAUGCUUUUGUGUUUGCUAUCUGGUUCACUGAACCUGGAGGCCAAAACUUGACAGUCAUUUGGAUGGCGAAUCGUGAUGUAUUGGUGAAUGGAAAGGGCUCAACGCUCACCCUUCGUAGCAAUGGAAAUCUGGUGUUGAAUGAUGCAGGUCAGGUAGAUGUUUGGUCCACGAACACAACUUCCUUGACACCUCCACAAUUCAUUUUGAAAGAUGAUGGUAAUCUCAUUCUCCUUGAAGAUCCUAAUCAUGUUGUGUGGCAAAGUUUUGAUUUUCCGACAGAUACACUUGUCCCUGGACAGAGGCUUACUAGACAUGCCAGCCUUGUCUCCUCCAAAAGUCAGACUAACCCCUCUUCUGGUUUUCACAAGUUAUUUUUUGAUAACGAUAAUGUUCUUCGACUUGUCUACGAUGGACCUAAGCUUUCGAGUAUUUACUGGCCACCUCCCUGGUUUCAACCAUGGCAAGUUGGUAGAUCCGCCUUCAAUGCAAGUCGAUUUGUAUUUCUCAAUUUGGAUGGUUGCAACGUUCAUGGCAUUUGUGGAGAAAAUAGUUUCUGUAAAUAUGAACCUUUUACCGGUCGAACAUGCUUAUGUCUUCCAGGUUACAAGUUGAAAGACGAAAGCGACUCGUCACUUGGGUGUCAACCAGAGUUCAAUUUGUCUUGCAAUCCAGAGGAUUCUGGCUUUCUACAUAUACCAAAUGGUGAUUUCUACGGGUAUGACCAAGGGACUUACCUUAAUGUUACAUUUGAUGAAUGUAAGAAGGAAUGUUUGAAGUUAUGUAACUGCAAAGGUUUUCAAUAUUCACAUGAUGGUUCCCAAUUUAAAUGUUACCCAAAGACCCUUUUGGUGAACGGCAAUCUUUCUCCUGCUUUCCUUGGAGGUUUUCACGUGAGACUCCCUAUUUCGAGCUCAUUCACUCUCCAGGAACCCGAUAUCAAAUGUGAAAUUGUUAAGCCGAUAAAGCUUGAGAGAGUCUAUGUCUCAAGGCAUGAUAGUGUUUUUGUGAAGGUGUUAUUGUGGCUAGUGUUAGCAAUUGGAGUCUUUGAACUUGCAUGCAUUUUUCUCUUCUGGUGUCUAACAUGGAAAAAGUCUAGCAAGAAGCAACCUUAUGAUCAUCUUACUGGUACUGGGUUUAGAAAAUAUAGCUACUAUGAGUUGAAGGAAGCAACUAGAGGUUUCAGUGAAGAGAUUGGAAGGGGUGCUGGAGGAAUUGUGUACAAAGGUGUGCUCAAAGAUGGACGAGUUGCUGCAAUCAAGAGACUGAAUGAAGCAAAUCAAAUAGAAAGCGAAUUUCUUGCAGAAGUCAACUUAAUAGGAAGGCUUAAUCACAUGAAUUUGAUCGAUAUGUGGGGGUACAGUGCAGAAGGAAGGUAUAGAAUGUUGGUAUAUGAAUACAUGGAAAACGGCUCUUUAGCAGAAAACCUUGAACCCAACAAGUCACUUGAUUGGAGAAAGAGAUAUGAAAUCGCUCUAGGAACAGCAAGAGGACUUGCAUAUCUUCACGAAGAGUGCUUGGAGUGGGUUCUGCAUUGUGACAUAAAACCUCAAAACAUACUCUUGGGUUCAGAUUAUAAGCCCAAGGUUGCAGAUUUUGGACUGUCAAAGCUGCAAAACAGAAACGACCUCAACAAUCCAAGCUUCUCAAGGAUCAGAGGAACAAGGGGUUAUAUGGCACCAGAGUGGGUUUUCAAUCUACCAAUAACAUCCAAGGUUGAUGUCUACAGCUAUGGAAUUGUGGUGUUAGAGAUGAUAACAGGAAAAAGCUUGAGGGUUGAUGGACCAUAUCACUCGCAUCAGGGGAGGCUAAUGACAUGGGUAAGGGAGGAGAAGAACAAAGGAGACGGAAUGGUAUCAUGGGUGGAACGAAUUGUGGAUCCAACAGUUGCGGGAAGCUUUGACAUGAAGACGAUGGAGGUUUUAGUUACAGUAGCAUUACAAUGUGUUGUGGAAGACACAGAUGCAAGACCUUCAAUGAGCCGCAUAGUGGAGAUACUUCAAAGUCAUGAGAUUGAGUGUGAAUAAAAUGUACAUAA
Messenger RNA from Neltuma alba, 2363 nucleotides. Its product is annotated as putative receptor protein kinase ZmPK1. Gene Ontology annotation, molecular function: ATP binding; protein serine/threonine kinase activity. Gene Ontology annotation, biological process: protein phosphorylation. Bases 154 to 2352 code for a protein of 732 amino acids. The transcript has 2 exons. The record is from RefSeq and is a predicted model, not a curated record. Lineage: Eukaryota; Viridiplantae; Streptophyta; Magnoliopsida; Fabales; Fabaceae.